UUGGCACUGGAGCCGUGUCUUACGUCUCCUGUCGAAGUUACUGAUCUCCAGGACGUUUGAGUUUGGUGCAAAAGCAAGAGGUCGCCCUCUGGCUCCUUGCAUGGCAAAAAAAGGCAGUUUGUGCAUAGUUCUCUUAACAGUUAACUCUACCGAUGCCCAUAUCAUCCACAAUAUCGUAAAUGACAUUCGCAAAACCCAGAAACUGGAAUAAAACGAUUAUGAUUGAGGUUCAAACCAGCGCAUAUGCAGGGAGAUGGGAUUAAAAGAAAUGGCAAGAAUGGUAUACUCUUUAAAUUUUGAGGAGGUCGACUCUGAGAAGUAUACUGUCAGUCAUUGUUAUCGACGGCAUCAGCACCGGCAUCAUCUUCAUUAGGCGAGCUUCUUGGGUUGGAUGGUUUGCUUCUGCAAGUGGAGGAAGAAAUAAUGGAGGGAUUGAACCAGCCAUUUCUUUCAGAGAAUGAGAUCCAAGCGACAGUGGCACCUCCUCUUUCACCUUUUCUUUUAAGGAAACUGUAUCUUGGUCAUUUCCUUUCUAGGUGGGGGGCUAGAAUGUGGGAAUUCUCUGUCGGUCUAUACAUGAUCAAUAUUUGGCCUGAUUCUUUGCUCUUCGCAGCAUUGUAUGGUGUGGUAGAAUCUUGUUCCAUUGCUUUAUUUGGUCCCAUUAUUGGCAACUGGGUGGACAAAAUGUCGUACAUAGAGGUUCUUCGAAUCUGGUUAUUUACCCAAAAUUUGUCUUUCAUGAUGGCUGGUGGUGCAGUGUUCAUUCUACUUACAUACAAUAGUCUAAAAUCUGCUCAGUUUUCCAUUUUCAUUGGACUUAUCAUCUUAGUCAAUGUUUCGGGAGCAGUCGGCGUUCUUUCAAGUCUUUCUGGAACAAUUUUGGUUGAAAGAGAAUGGAUUGUUGAGAUGUCAAAAAAUCAGCCAUCUGAUGUCUUGGUGGAGCUAAAUUCUGUUAUACGGCGAAUUGAUCUCUCCUGUAAAUUAUUGGCCCCUGUUUUUACUGGCCUUUUGAUUAGCUUUGUGUCACUUGGAGCUUCGUCUUUGGCUUUGUUAUUUUGGAACGUUAUAUCAGUUCUUGUGGAAUAUUGGCUUCUAAGGAGUGUGUAUGAAGGCAUCCCUGCUUUAAUUGAACGUAGAAAAACAAGAACCCAAACAUCUUGUUCAGACAAUUUAUUGGUGAACUCAUAUUCUCCUGAAGAGACUGGAGGGUUGCCAUCACAAAUGGAAACUUCAUUGACAGUGGCAAAAAGCUGGCAUGAAAAAAUUUUCAAGAGAAUUUUGAAGGCCCCUGCUAUUGAUGCAUGGGUUGUUUAUGUCAAACAGACUACCGUACUUCCUGGCAUUUCUCUAUCAUUGUUGUAUUUUACCGUCCUCAGUUUUGGAACACUGAUGACUGCAGCACUGGAGUGGGAAGGUGUUCCAGCAUUCAUAAUUGGCCUUGCACGUGGGAUAAGUGCUGUUGUAGGCAUAUCAGCAACCUUAGUUUAUCCAAUCGUGCAUUCACACCUUUUAUGUCUUCGAACUGGAUUAUGGUCUAUAUGGUCACAGUGGUGCUUUCUGUUAUUAUGCGUUUCUUCCAUCUGGGUUCAUAAUAACCAAAUAUCAGCUUGGAUGCUGAUGGGUGGAGUGGCUGCCUCACGUCUUGGAUUAUGGAUGUUUGAUUUAUCUGUCAUCCAGCAAAUGCAGGAGUCUGUUCCUGACUCUGACCGAUGUGCUGUUGGAGGUGUUCAAAAUUCACUUCAAUCUUUUAUGGAUCUAAUGCAAUAUGUCAUGGGCAUAAUUAUUUCUAAUCCCCAGGAAUUUUGGAAGUUGAUAAUCAUAUCGUUUGCUUCUGUAACUGUGGCUUCAAUGCUCUAUACUUUUCAUACACAGCGUAUCAGCAAGCAUCUUUGCCACUUCAAUAAGCUCUUCAAGAGGUUUUGAUGCAGAUGAGUCCUAGCAGACAAGCAGUGUAUUCCUUUGCGUGGUAGAUUUCUUUACUCCAGAAACUUUUGUGUGUAAAGAUGUACACUACAAUCUCGUGCUGUGUUUGUAGUCCAAGUAUGACCAUCAUACUUUGCAUAUCUGUCACAGUAAGGCUUGCAAAAGAACAAAAUGGAGGGCAUAAAAAAUUUCAGAUUGUGAUACAUUUGCAGGUUGUCCUCGUGCCUAGUACCCAGCUGGUUUCUUACCUGCUUGUGGAAAAGAAUACACUAGCGCAUUCCAUGAUUGCAGAUUCUGUUGCACAUCCUGCAGUUGGCUGGAUGGUUCGCUGGUUACUAGCCUGCUAGAGUGUGUCAAACCGCUCCGUGAUAUUCAUGUGCACUGGUUGUGCACUACACAAGGUAGUCCUCCUAAACGCUUCCUUUUUUCUCCUUAAAUAACAAGCUGGGGUUGGGUAGACCAUUAUUAGAUUAUGCCAACAGAAAUGCAUCCAGGGUGUUGACUUCUUGACCUUCUUCAACUUGAAGGUGCCUAACUCCAUGGUCAAGUAACAAGUUAGAUUGGAAUCUUGCUGGUAGCACGAUUCUGAUGAAUUGCUGUUAGAUUGAAUGAUCCAGCAGUCAACUAAAACAACUGUGUUCUGACACAAACAGCCAGGAACUUGUCGCACAUUGUUGCAUGCAACCACCAUGUAACUAAGAUAGCUGCCUUCACAAAAUUACAGUGUGGAGUGGUUAGGAAGGCAUUGUCCUAGCCAUGUUCUCAGUGGGAAUGAAGAUUGGAUGGCUUCUAGCUUCAUGCAACUCAAGUUUCCAUAUUCCUGUGCAUUUUCACAUGAGAUUUGGCCUUUUUUUGAACCACUAGAGGCGGAUGAAAGAUACACGUCCUUGAAUUGUUUUAUCACUUAUCUACUCAGGCCAAAUGAUUGAUCUCAUUCCACCAAAAAAGAACCUUUUAAUGGGCAAUCGGAAUACCCCAUAUCUGAGAUUGAAGGGUCAGAUCUGAUGCAGGCUUCACCUCAAAUACAUGGAUAUCUAGUGCGGGAAAAGAAUA
Messenger RNA from Nymphaea colorata (pocket water lily), 2976 nucleotides. Its product is annotated as solute carrier family 40 member 1-like. Gene Ontology annotation, cellular component: membrane. Lineage: Eukaryota; Viridiplantae; Streptophyta; Magnoliopsida; Nymphaeales; Nymphaeaceae. The record is from RefSeq and is a predicted model, not a curated record. Gene Ontology annotation, biological process: iron ion transmembrane transport. Gene Ontology annotation, molecular function: iron ion transmembrane transporter activity.